AUGUCUGCACUCCGAAGGAAAUUUGGGGACGAUUACCAGGUAGUGACCACCUCGUCCAGCGGGUCGGGCUUGCAGCCCCAGGGGCCGGGCCAGGGCCCGCAGCAGCAGCUUGUGCCCAAGAAGAAGCGGCAGCGGUUCGUGGACAAGAACGGCCGGUGCAAUGUGCAGCACGGCAACCUGGGCAGCGAGACGAGCCGCUACCUCUCGGACCUCUUCACCACCCUGGUGGACCUCAAGUGGCGCUGGAACCUCUUCAUCUUCAUCCUCACCUACACCGUGGCCUGGCUCUUCAUGGCGUCCAUGUGGUGGGUGAUCGCCUACACUCGGGGCGACCUGAACAAAGCCCACGUCGGCAACUACACGCCCUGCGUGGCCAAUGUCUACAACUUCCCCUCCGCCUUCCUCUUCUUCAUCGAGACCGAGGCUACCAUCGGCUAUGGCUACCGCUACAUCACCGACAAGUGCCCCGAGGGCAUCAUCCUCUUCCUCUUCCAGUCCAUUCUGGGCUCCAUCGUGGACGCCUUUCUCAUCGGCUGCAUGUUCAUCAAGAUGUCCCAGCCCAAGAAGCGCGCGGAGACCCUGAUGUUUAGCGAGCACGCGGUGAUCUCCAUGAGGGACGGAAAACUCACGCUCAUGUUCCGGGUGGGCAACCUGCGCAACAGCCACAUGGUCUCCGCGCAGAUCCGCUGUAAGCUGCUCAAAUCUCGGCAGACACCUGAGGGUGAGUUCCUUCCCCUUGACCAACUUGAACUGGAUGUAGGUUUUAGUACAGGGGCAGAUCAACUUUUUCUUGUUUCCCCCCUCACAAUUUGCCACGUGAUCGAUGCCAAAAGCCCCUUUUAUGACCUAUCCCAGCGAAGCAUGCAAAGUGAACAGUUCGAGAUUGUCGUCAUCCUAGAAGGCAUUGUGGAAACAACUGGGAUGACUUGUCAAGCUCGAACAUCUUACACUGAAGAUGAAGUUCUUUGGGGCCAUCGUUUUUUUCCCGUGAUUUCCUUAGAAGAAGGGUUCUUUAAAGUUGAUUACUCCCAGUUUCACGCAACAUUUGAAGUCCCCACGCCACCUUAUAGCGUGAAAGAACAGGAGGAAAUGCUGCUUAUGUCGUCCCCUUUGAUAGCACCAGCCAUUACUAACAGCAAAGAAAGACACAAUUCUGUGGAAUGCUUAGAUGGACUCGACGACAUGACUACAAAGCUUCCGUCUAAGCUGCAGAAAAUUACUGGAAGAGAAGACUUUCCCAAAAAACUCUUGAGGAUGAGUUCUACAACUUCAGAAAAAGCCUACAGCUUGGGAGAUUUGCCCAUGAAACUUCAACGAAUAAGUUCAGUUCCUGGCAACUCAGAAGAAAAACUGGUAUCUAAAACCACCAAGAUGUUGUCUGAUCCCAUGAGCCAGUCAGUGGCUGAUUUGCCACCAAAGCUUCAAAAAAUGGCGGGAGGAGCAGCCAGGAUGGAAGGGAAUCUCCCAGCCAAAUUAAGAAAAAUGAACUCUGAUCGAUUCACAUAA
Messenger RNA from Prionailurus viverrinus (fishing cat), 1506 nucleotides. It is a transcript of the gene KCNJ3, whose product is annotated as potassium inwardly rectifying channel subfamily J member 3. The coding region runs from base 1 to 1506 and encodes 501 amino acids. NCBI's taxonomy places the organism in Eukaryota, Metazoa, Chordata, Mammalia, Carnivora, Felidae. Gene Ontology annotation, molecular function: G-protein activated inward rectifier potassium channel activity. Gene Ontology annotation, cellular component: plasma membrane. The record is from RefSeq and is a predicted model, not a curated record. The transcript has 3 exons. Gene Ontology annotation, biological process: potassium ion import across plasma membrane; regulation of monoatomic ion transmembrane transport.